Messenger RNA from Eubalaena glacialis (North Atlantic right whale), 1207 nucleotides. It is a transcript of the gene SWSAP1, whose product is annotated as SWIM-type zinc finger 7 associated protein 1. The transcript has 2 exons. Gene Ontology annotation, biological process: double-strand break repair via homologous recombination. Lineage: Eukaryota; Metazoa; Chordata; Mammalia; Artiodactyla; Balaenidae. The record is from RefSeq and is a predicted model, not a curated record. Bases 1 to 753 code for a protein of 250 amino acids. Gene Ontology annotation, molecular function: single-stranded DNA binding. Gene Ontology annotation, cellular component: Shu complex.
AUGGCGGAGACGCUGAGGCGGGUGCUAAACUCGGGCAGCGCGGCUGGCCCCGGGGAGGAGAACACAGCUGAGGCCGAACUGCCUUUGCUGCUGCUCGGCGGUCCCGGCUCUGGAAAGACAGCGCUGCUAUUCGCGGCGGCCCUGGAGGCGGCAGGGGAAGGCCGAGGCCCCGUCCUCUUCCUGACUCGGAGGCCUCUGCAAAGCCUGCCCCGCGGGACUGGAGCUGUGCUCGAACCCUUGCGGUUACAGAAGAUCCGCUUCCAGUACCCACCCUCAACCCGUGAGCUCCUCCGGCUCCUGUGCUCUGCCCAUGAGACGCGGGGGCCAGCACCCUCCCUCCUGCUGCUCGAUGGCCUGGAGGAGUACCUAGCGGAAGACCCCGGGUCCCAGGAAGCCGCCUACCUGGCCGCCCUGCUUCUGGACACAGCUGCCCACUUCAGCCACCGGGUUGGGUCUGGCCGGGGCUGUGGGCUCAUUGUGGCCCUCCAGACCCAGGAGGAGGGAGACAGUGGGACUGCCCUGCAGUUGGCACUGCUUCAGAGGUAUUUCCCUGCCCAGUGCUGGCUGCAGCCCGAUGCACCAGGCCCAGGACAGCACUGCCUCCGAGCCUGCCUGGAGCCUGGUGGGCUGGGUCCCAGGGCAGAGUGGCGGGUGACUUUCCGACAAGAUGGAGAGAUGACAGUCACCCCGUGGCCCACGCAGGCUGGUGACACCAGCUUAAACAAGGGUUCAAGCUCUGGAGGCCAACCUUGAGGUUUGGAGUGUGACAACCUCUCUAUGCUUCAGUUUCCAUGGCUGGAAUACCUACCUCAGGGACAGAUGCAAAUUCAGAGACCUAAAGAUUAUAAAGUGCUUUUUCUCUCAUAAAUAUAGCAUUAUCCUGUACAUAUUGUCAACAUAUUGUUUAAUUUUGCUGUUUUGAACUUUGUAAAGGGUUUCAUGAUAAAUGUAAUCUGAGACUUUCUUCUUCUCCUGCUCAACAUUGUUACUAAGAUUUGGCCGUGGGACUUCCCUGGCGGUCCAGUGGUUAAAACUCCAUGCUUCCAGUGCAGGGGACACGGGUUUGAUCCCUGGUCUGGGAACUAAGAUCCCACAUGCCAUGCAGCGCAGCCAAAAAACAAAAAACAAAAAACAUUCGGCCACAGUUUUUCAUUCGUUCCUUUUUCCGUACUUUGUAUAAUUCCUUGGGUGACUAUACCCCAAUUUA